Molecule: messenger RNA, 2380 nt
Organism: Lolium perenne
Lineage: Eukaryota; Viridiplantae; Streptophyta; Magnoliopsida; Poales; Poaceae
Product: galactoside 2-alpha-L-fucosyltransferase
Biological process (GO): cell wall biogenesis; xyloglucan biosynthetic process
Cellular component (GO): Golgi apparatus; membrane
Molecular function (GO): galactoside 2-alpha-L-fucosyltransferase activity
Source: RefSeq, a predicted model, not a curated record
GCGCAGCUGCGUGCGCGACGGGCUGGUGCUCUGCCUGCUGACGCUCCCGGCCAUCGUCCUGCUCCUGCAGCGGUGGCGGACAUCCUCCUCGCCGGACUGGGUCUUCGACGUCGACCCCCCGAUGGAGGACGACGACGACCAAGCUCGCGGACAACCGCGGCACCACGCCGGCAACGGAAGAAUAACGUGGGCGGCGCCGAGGCAGUUGGUGGGACAGAGGGAAGAAGAAGGAAAAAAAAAGAAGAGAACAAAUUCAGACACUCGAUGGCCUACGGCUCUGAGUGGUAGCUCCACUCGCUAUCCAGCUUCCCGCAAGCCAGCUACGCUCCUGCAACUUGCGUCGAUGGCCGGGGAUCGACCUGCUGCUCGGCGUCCCUCUCCCAAAAAUUAAAGAAAGAGAUCAGGGAGGUGCGCUCGUGCCAUGUGGGGGUAGAUGGCCAGCCUAGCUACCUAAGCUCAUGGAGAGGGGCAGCGCCACCGGCGAGGGGGCACGAGCGCCGCUGCGGAAGCGGCUGGAGAGGCAGAGGACGGCCGGGGAGAAGUCGCCACCCGGUGGGUUCCGGGCCGCGCUGGCGGUGUGCUUCCUGCUGGUCCCGCCCGUGCUGCUGCUGCAGCGAUGGCAGGCCGGCCCCGCGCCGGCGUGGCUCUUCGCGGCCGAUCUCCCGCCGGAGGCUAACCGAGAUAUAAAGGAUGGUGUGUUUGAUGAUCUAUCUCCAUCGGCACAAAUUGAGUAUGACAGACUUCUUGGUGGCCUUCUGAUUGAGGGAUUUGAUGAAAGAUCCUGUCGCAGCAGGUACCAAUUUGCACGUUAUCACAAGUCUGAAAGAAUACCUUCUCCAUACCUCAUAGAAAGGUUAAGGAGACAAGAAGCACUACAGAAGAAAUGUGGCCCAGGCACCAAAUCAUACCGCAGUGCUGCAGAACAGAUAAGGUCCGGUCAGAGCAUCAACAGUACAAAGGAUUGCAACUAUGUCUUCCUGAUAAUCCAUGCUGGGUUAGGGAACCGGAUGCUUGAGAUAACUUCAGCGUUCCUGUACGCGCUUCUGACAGACCGGAUUUUGCUUGUGGAUCGUUACAAGGAGAUUGGUGACAUUUUUUGCGAGCCUUUCCCUGGAACUUCAUGGUUAAUUCCUUCUGAUUUCCCUCUGAGCUAUGAUGAGUUUACUCUGGGUAGUCCUGAGAGCUAUGGCAGCAUGUUGCAGAAUAAUGUUAUCAGUGGCAACAUGUAUCGGUCUUUAGCCAGUGCUAAGCCUCCCUAUGUGUACCUCCACCUUGAUGGUAACUACGGUUUCCAUGACAAGCUUUUCUACUGUGAGGACGACCAGCAGUUCCUAAAAGGUGUUCCGUGGCUGAUCAUACGAACUGAUAUGUACUUUGUUCCAUCGCUGUUCCUUAUUCCAAGUUACCAUGAGGAGCUCAGCAAGCUAUUUCCUGAGAAAGACACUGUUUUCCAUCACUUGGGGCGCUAUCUUUUUCAUCCGACAAACGACAUUUGGUAUUCAGUGAUAAAGUACUACAGGACCUACCUUGCUAAAGCUGAUAAGAUAGUGGGAAUUCAGAUCAGAGUAUAUGAGAAAAAGGGCAUCUUGCAAAGAAAUGGCCCAUUUCCACACAUUUUAGAACAGAUCCUAUCAUGUUCCCAGAAUGAAAAGCUGCUGCCAGAAAUUGCUGGGACUGAUAAAGCAGCGACUACGGCUGGGAAUAACAGGACAGUUGCCGUUCUUGCAACUUCCUUGAGCUCCUGGUACAGUGAUGAGAUCCGGAAAAGGUACAGCAAGCACCGGACUGUCGAUGGCACCACCGUCAAAGUUUACCAACCGAGCCAUGAGGAGUACCAGAAGUCGAGGAACAGGAAGCACAACAUGAAGGCACUGGCCGAGAUCUACCUGCUGAGCAUGAGCGACGAGCUGAUCACCAGCGGCUUCUCCACUUUUGGCUAUGCCGCGCAGGGCCUCGCCGGACUGACACCGUGGAUCAUGUACAGGUCGGUGAACCACGUCGUGCCGGACCCCGUGUGUGGCCGCGCCAUGUCCAUCGAGCCGUGCUUCCACCAGGCUCCCUUCUACGACUGCAAGGCGAAGAGGGAUACUGACCUGGGCAAGGUGGUGCCUUACGUGAAGCACUGCGAGGACGUCAGCUGGGGGCUGAAGAUUGUAAACCGAACUCGGUUGUAGCUGGUAUUCUUCGCCAUAACACAUUUGUUUGCUAAAAAUAGGGUAGAUUUCUUUUUACAAGAAAAUUGUGCUAGAAAAGUAAAUUUUUUUUUUUUGCUUUCUGCAUUUGAUCCAAUUGUAGAUAGUUGAAAAACAGAUCACAAAUAGCAACACAAUAGACAUGGUCUUCUAUACCAUUCUUACUUACUGGGGCACUAUUUUCAGUA